AUGUUAGCCUUUACCUUUAUUUUACCAUUACACCCCCUUGGCCGGGGGCACGAAAACGCUUUUUUGCCGGAGCAUUUAUUAGCAAUCGAGCGAAUUACAAUAAACGGAACCAACGGUUUAACACCAACCCGGCACCGCUAUAAAAAACAUUUACGUUUUAUAUAUAUUUUGCGCAUGCAUGUUACGGCCAACAACCACCCGGCCGGGACAGAGGCCAGGGAGGCGAGGGGAUCACAGGUCACCACCCUGGGAGGGAUGGAGACAGCCUUGUCAAGUCACGUGCUACUGUUCGAUACUCCUCUGGUGCCCUACCUUAGGAGCAAAGACCUGACUGUAACAAUGCAACGCAUAUGCAACACAUGUACAAUAAUUUAA
Messenger RNA from Gaeumannomyces tritici R3-111a-1, 375 nucleotides. RefSeq lists its product as hypothetical. The record is from RefSeq and is a predicted model, not a curated record. The transcript is spliced from 4 exons. Lineage: Eukaryota; Fungi; Ascomycota; Sordariomycetes; Magnaporthales; Magnaporthaceae. The coding region runs from base 1 to 375 and encodes 124 amino acids.